Messenger RNA from Nezara viridula (southern green stink bug), 369 nucleotides. NCBI's taxonomy places the organism in Eukaryota, Metazoa, Arthropoda, Insecta, Hemiptera, Pentatomidae. The record is from the annotation of a GenBank genome assembly.
AUGCCACAGCAAUGCCCGUUCUGCACUCCUGCGCGGGCCAACGAUCGACAGGAUGCCAGAGCAACAACCGAGACCGCCCGGGUGGAGGCGGCCAGGGAGGAUCUCAUCCUCUCACGAUCUUGGGAACCGGUCCAUUGUCUGAGGGCAAGGCGUAUAAGUGGGGAUAACAAGUGGGGAAAACAGCCCACAGAGAGCGCGGAGGCAGCUGUUGCAGCAGCUGGAGGAUAUGCACGGAUUUGCAUGGGCUCAGGUAGCACACCUGUCCGGGCCGUUGGCUCUUCCGCCGGAAACCAGCACGUGCCUCGGCGGACCUUUAACUCGAUCGCUAUUCAGUGGGCCGUGUCCUCGGGCCAGCUCGACCAUAUCUAG